AUGUCCAACCUGGCUGAAGGCAGCCUGUAUGAUAACUUGUCCAACCUGGCUGAAUGCAACGAGUAUAAUAACAUGUCCAACCUGGCUGAAGGCAUCAUGUAUGAUAACAUGUCCAACCUGGCUGAAGGCAGCCUGUAUGAUAACAUGUCCAACCUGGCUGAAUGCAACGAGUAUAAUAACAUGUCCAACCUGGCUGAAGGCAUCCUGUAUGAUAACAUGUCCAACCUGGCUGAAGGCAGCCUGUAUGAUAACAUGUCCAACCUGGCUGAAUGCAACGUGUAUGAUAACAUGUCCAACCUGGCUGAAUGCAACGUGUAUGAUAACAUGUCCAACCUGGCUAAAGGCAACGUGUAUGAUAACAUGUCCAACCUGGCUGAAGGCAGCCUGUAUGAUAACAUGUCUAACCUGGCUGAAGGCAGCCUGUAUGAUAGCUUGUCCAACCUGGCUGAAGGCAGCCUGUAUGAUAACAUGUCAAACCUGGCUGAAUGCAAUGUGUAUGAUAACAUGUCCAAACUGGCUGAAUGCGACGUGUAUUAUAACAUCUCUAACUUAGCUGAAUGCAAGGUUUUUGAUAUGCCUAAACUGGCUGAAGGCAGCCUGUAUGAUAACAUACACAAAUGGUUUGAUAGCAUGUUGAAACUGGCAGAACACAACGUAUUUUCAGAUGACAUGGAACCAAAUGAUGACGUCAUAUAUUUUAAUUCACAGUAA
This is a messenger RNA of Mya arenaria, 711 nucleotides long. RefSeq lists its product as uncharacterized. The transcript has a single exon. Bases 1 to 711 code for a protein of 236 amino acids. The record is from RefSeq and is a predicted model, not a curated record. Lineage: Eukaryota; Metazoa; Mollusca; Bivalvia; Myida; Myidae.